GAAAAGACGAAAAUGGAGGUAUCUCAUGUCUGUCAAUCAUUAUGCUGUGAACCACUAACAUAAAGUUCAUUUUUAUUAUAUUGGUUAUGCAUUUUUAGUAUAUUGAAACCAUUUUUAUUAUAUUGAAUAUUUAUUUUUAGUAUACUGAAAUUUCAUUUCUAGUAUAAACAAGCAUUGCCAAUCUAUUUGCGGUUAAAUUCUUGUACUGUUAUCAAACACACAGUAUUGUGCCUAUUGUUCAUACUUCUUUCUUAUGUAAUUGUUACUAUGUUGAGCAGUGAAAGAUUUGAUGUGGUUAAAUAAGUCAUCUCUACUCAUUAGUCAUCCCUAGAUUCAUUAGUUAGUGGUAAAAACAUCCUGCCAUGAAUGCUAACAUGGUAUCCCAUGAUAUCCUGUCAUUUUUCCUUUUUUUCCUGCAUAAAAUGCCAUGACAGAAUAUAGUGUCACAUGUCUAAGUUCUGUAUUUUUGAGUUGAAUGUCACGAGGUAUCUGCAACUGCGACAACUACUUGAUAGGAUGAACGGGGAAAGAUCUGUCAUAGCUCUGCUGGGAUGAUCCAGCUUCCCGAGGAAACAAAGAUGGUUAACUGUGAUGGAAUCUGUUUGGAGAAUCCGUUAUUCUGAAUGGUGGUUAGAUCGACGAAUGUGAGGGAUAUGGGGACAGAAAUGACUCGAGAUGGCAGCCGAGAGCUCUCAAGAACAGCCACAACUUCAGCAGCAUGGGGUGAGGCAGAACACGGGAAAUACAUGGCAAGGUAUAAGCGUGAAGAGGCGAAAAUACAGGCCUGGGAGGAUGAUGAGAGAACAAAGGCUGAAAUGGAAAUGCAAAGAAUAGUGGUAUUAUUACAUCUCACCUUUAACAACAAGCCAGUGGGAACAGAAUCUACAUUAACCUUUUCAUGUAAAAUACAGGAACAGACUUGCUGCAGCAAGGAGAAUAGCAGAAGAGAAUCAUGCAAAAGCUGGGGCUAGGCUAAAUGGAAAGACAGUGAAAACCAUUUUCAUUAGGCAGAUUGGUUAUCUUCCCUCAUUCUUUUUUCUCUUUUUAAUUUUUUGGGUGACGAGGGAAUGUCGCAAUCACUACAUGAGAGUGCAUUGGGUAAACCCCAUCUUGUGAUCCUAGCUGAUACAGGACUACAAAGAGAUAAACCAGUCUAGGUUGUCUAUAGCUGACCAACUCAAAUCAAUAAGGUUAAUAGGUCACUUCCACUGAGAGCUAAACGUGAAAUCUUGUAGUUAUCAAGUCAACAAUUGGGAUUGCCCCA
Ipomoea triloba (trilobed morning glory) is the source of this 1264-nucleotide messenger RNA. RefSeq lists its product as uncharacterized. The transcript is spliced from 3 exons. The coding region runs from base 624 to 971 and encodes 115 amino acids. The record is from RefSeq and is a predicted model, not a curated record. NCBI's taxonomy places the organism in Eukaryota, Viridiplantae, Streptophyta, Magnoliopsida, Solanales, Convolvulaceae.